Molecule: messenger RNA, 3788 nt
Organism: Sebastes umbrosus (honeycomb rockfish)
Lineage: Eukaryota; Metazoa; Chordata; Actinopteri; Perciformes; Sebastidae
Gene: il1rapl2
Product: interleukin 1 receptor accessory protein-like 2
Exons: 18
Biological process (GO): signal transduction
Molecular function (GO): interleukin-1 receptor activity
Source: RefSeq, a predicted model, not a curated record
AUGUCUCAAAGGAAACUCAAUUUUGUGGACGGAUGCAUCGACUGGUCAGUGGAUCUGAAGGAAUACCACGUUCUGGCCGACGAACCCGUUAGGGUGAAAUGUGCCUUGUUCUACAGCUACAUCCGAACCAACUACACCAUGGCCACCAACGCCAAGCUGCGCCUCAUCUGGUACAAGAACAAAGGAGAUGCUGAGGAGCCCAUCAUCUUCUCUGGUCACAGGCUGAGUAAAGAAGACGACUCCAUCUGGUUCAGAUCUGCUGAAAUGGAAGACAAUGGGUUCUACACCUGUGUACUAAGGAACUCAACAUACUGCAUGAAAGUGUCCAUGUCGAUGACCGUGGAGGAGAGGGAUGAGGGGAGAUGCUUCAGCAGCAAAAUCCGACAUCUGGAGAAAGCUGAGAUAACCCAUAGCAAAAUGAUCAUCUGUCCUGAUAUAGAAGACUAUCUGGCCCCUUACAAGCAGCCACAGAUGACCUGGUAUAAGGAGUGUGAACGGGUCGAAUGGAGAAGCUCCAUCUCCGUUAACACGACGCACAUCUGGAUUCCUGAGGUGCAGGAGGGUGACGGGGGGAAUUACACCUGUGAGUUACAGUAUGGAUCCAGACUGGUGCGGCGGACAACACAACUCAAAGUUACAGCUCUCCAGACCACUCAGCCUCCCAAGGUCCUUUUUCCCCCAGAGAGACAAGACACCUCGAUAGAGAUCACGCCUGGUAUGCCCCUCAGUCUGGACUGCAAGGCGUUCUUUGGCUACAGUGGAGAAAGCAGAAGGCCCAUUAUCUACUGGAUGAAAGGAGAAAAGUUUGUGGAAGAACUAGCGGGACACAUUAAAGAAAGUGAAGUCAGCAUUUUGAGGGAACAUUUAGGGGAGAAGGAGGUGAAGCUAUCCUUAACGUUUGAUGCUGUGGAGGAGGCAGACCUGGCCAACUACACCUGUUAUGUGGAGAACCACAUAGGGAGGCGCAGCGGGAGUGCUAUACUGCAGAAGAAAGAUAUGUAUCGUCUGGAGUUGGCUGGUGGUCUGGGGGUCAUCUUGUUGCUUCUGGGAGUCCUGACAGCACUUUAUAAGUGUUACAACCUGGAGAUCAUGCUCUGCUACAGGAGACACUUUGGAAGUGAUGAAACUGAAGAUGAUAAUAAGGAGUAUGAUGCCUAUCUGUCCUAUACUAAAGUGGACCUGGACUUUCUGGCAGGGCGCAGCAGCGACGAGGAAACAUUUGCUUUGGAGAUCCUUGCCGGACGUUUUAGAGAAACAUUAUGAUUCAAGCUGUUUAUACCAGACAGAGAUCUAAUCACCAGCAGUACCUACAUUGAAGACUUGGCUCGUAGCGUGGAGCAGAGCAGACGUUUGAUCAUCGUUUUGACACCAGAGUUCGUCGCCAAAAGAGGGUGGAGCAUCUUCCAGAUAGAGACGCGCCUCCACUCCAUGCUGGUUACUGGGGAGAUCAAGGUGAUCAUGAUAGAGUGUGCAGACCUGAAGAAUGUCAUUAACUACCAAGAGGUGGAAGCACUGAAACAUACAAUCAAGGUUUUAUCCAUCAUCAAGUGGAGGGGUCCUAAGAGCAAUGAGCUGCAAUCUAAGUUUUGGAAACAGGUGGUCUACGAUAUGCCUGCUAAACGCAGAGAGACGUUGUCCAGACGCCAGGUGAUGGACUCUGGUGAACAGGGCCUCUUUGGUGACCUACAGACCACCGUCUCCACCAUUGCCAUGACAACCACCUCCGCCUCCUUGGCGCCCCCAAAUGAGAGUCGCCAUGGACAUCAUCAGGUCUUUGCUGAUGAAGAGGUUGCCCUGGCGACAGAGAUCCCCGACUACAACCAGAUGACAUUGCCGCUGGGAGGCGGUCACACUGCCACAGCAGCCCAAAUGAGGCAUUUCUGCCGCAGCUACGAGUUCCAGCUCCCCCCACAGCCUUCCUCUCUGUCGCCUCCCCUCCCACCCCCUUCCACCGUGCAGUUCUCCACUCUUGGCCCCGGGGGGCGUCACGUCUAUUGCAACAUCCCUAUGACGCUGCUGAAUGGACAGGUGCCUCAGAGCAGUACGCUUGGGAAGAAGCCAGAACUCCACCUGAACAGCACCUUUGUACCGCUCACCAGCAGAGAACUAAGCUCUGACAUCUGGUAGAGGGACUGCUCAACUGGUACUGGAUUACAGGCCUGUUUACGUACUGCUUUUACACUGGCUUUGGAAAUGGGGUGGACUGGUUGGUCGACUGGCUUUCAUUGGGUUUUUGGACUGUGUACAGCCUUGGUUUUCAGGAGGUACUGCUUGGGGACUGCCCGCAGGCUGGUACCGGGACAAUUCAUCCCGCUUUAAGGACUGCUUAAAGACUGUAUAAGCCUUGGAUUCACAAUAGCUGAAUACACUGGCUGCAGACUGCUUACAUACAGACAGAUUCAGACUAUAAAACCGAUUGUACGCUGGUUUUGGAAAUACCAACCGGGUACAGACUGAUACGAACUGGUGUGUAAGCUGUGUAGCCAUGACCAUUGGGAAGUGGAGUUUGUAGACAGUUAUGGACUUGUGGAAUAAUGAACUGGAAAAGUCAAUGAAAAGGUCCAGGAUACUCAAACAACAAGUAUCCAAAAACAGGAGUGCGCCAUUUGUCUACCGAGUUGGACCGCGGAGCACAAAAAGAAACAAGUAUCUUGAAUUGCCGUCUGCUCACACACCAGCUGUGUACCCGGAAUACAAGUUGAUUUGUCAGCUGCUUAACUACUUGGAAAUAUCGGUGGACUAAAAAACAAAAGUAGCGCAAUCUCGGGAACGCCAGUCGAUCUUUUACCUUUCCGUCUACCUGUUGACUAGGUGGCCUGUCAGUAAACAAGGCAGACUUCAAGCAAUGAUUUUGGAAUACCAGUCCACCUUAAAACAACAAGUCAACCUCUUGGAAUACAAUUCCUGGCCAGCUAGCUAGCUAGCUAGCUUGCUAGCUACCUGGUUUGGUUCUUAAAAGCUAAAAUGGUUGACUUAAAAGAAAUGGAUUCCAGCAGGAAUAUCAAGAUAAGAAGUGAAGCCGUUGCUAAACUUAAUUACUGAGAAAGCACAGUUAGCUGGCGUACAUGGAAACAUAGCUAGUUGUUAGACUAGCUAACUAAAAGGCUAGUUACGUCUGGAGCUAAAAGGCACCAAGAGACUUCAAACCAGCCAGCUCACCUUGUAACCCAGUAAUCAGCAACUAGUCAAGUCAUCAAGAGGUGAACUGGCCAAGAGGUGACCUACCAACUUUUACCACCAAGCUAUAGCAUAAAGGACUUGGCUUUUUCUAUUUGCAUGACCACCCAUUUAGAUAAAAAAAAAAUAAUCAAAUAAAUAUAGAUAAAAGAGUAAAUGACACAAUCAUUUCUCGCAGCCUCUUUUAAUAUGGAGGAGAAUAAACGUAUUUUGUUGAUAUUUGUUUUCUGUCAGGCCAUAAAGUAAUGAUAAAAACUGAUAAAGGGAAAAAAGGAGGCCUCCCUCCAAAAACAUGUCGAUUUUCUUUGGUUUUAUUUAAGAAUUUUAACCUUUUAGAAGGUUGGUGAGCAUUUUAACCAGUGUUUGUUUUUAAUGUUUGUUACAAUAAUCUCUGUACAGCUUCCAUAACUUAUGCAUAGACCUAUUACAUGACGGUGAUUUGUUCCUUAUGAUUUCUGUUAUUUGCGGGAGUUAUAACUCUCGCAUUUUGUGUGAGACCCAGAGCCUCUUUUUGCUUUCAUUCUGUUCCUCUUUUCAUCAAUGGAUGGAUGGAUGGAUGGAUGGAUGGAUGGAUCGAUGCAUGGGUGGAUGGAUGGAUGGAUGGAUGGAUG